Aedes aegypti (yellow fever mosquito) is the source of this 9201-nucleotide messenger RNA. RefSeq lists its product as uncharacterized. The transcript is spliced from 5 exons. The record is from RefSeq and is a predicted model, not a curated record. Gene Ontology annotation, molecular function: RNA polymerase II cis-regulatory region sequence-specific DNA binding; DNA-binding transcription factor activity. Gene Ontology annotation, biological process: regulation of transcription by RNA polymerase II. NCBI's taxonomy places the organism in Eukaryota, Metazoa, Arthropoda, Insecta, Diptera, Culicidae. The coding region runs from base 1417 to 3462 and encodes 681 amino acids.
AGACGAUGGUGGGUUUCAGUUUAGUUUUUGUUUCGGUUCGCGCAUCAUGUGGAAAAGCCGCGGUCCGCGCCCCGAACCACUAGCAUAGCGAACUACGAAGAAGAAAAGCAGCGACGAGUUUUCCGCGCGAGGGUGAGAUCAUCCUGGGUAUCCUGAGGAACGGCAGCAAGAUUCGCGCCGCGCGACGAACUUUUCUUUCGGCUGUUGGGAGAGUGGAUGAUUGGUGAGACUUCGUGCGACGAGUACAAGGAUAUUCCAGUGACCGGGAGUUGUUCGCACGCAGUUCGAGAGGAACGUAGAACGAGACCAGCUGCGUCGUCGAAAGGAUACGGUCGGUUUCGGUGCCAAGUGUGGGAUUGGGCAUUUUAGAGCUGUGUGGACUAGUCGAUGGCCUAUCCUGAACAGGACACAUCCUAGGAUCUAAGGUGGCAAGUUUUACGAAAAUACCUCAUUGUGGAAGCGAAGGACGAAGCGAUCAAGGAUUACAGUGAUUUCGAUUUGUUGAAGAGGAACGAAGCAAAACCCCAAACUGUGAUAAAGUGAAACUCAAGAAAAUUUUGCAAGGAAUAAAACCGGAUACAGUGCAGAAGUCAUUCCCAAACGAUCGAUUUUUAUUUCCGGCAGAAGCAAACACAAAUCAAAAGUUGGAAGAAACAACCGGAAACCUCAAAGUACAAAAGCAGAUGAAUUUAUUUUAAUAGGUGUAACAGAAAAGCAAAAUUUUCGGAAUUUUCUAUUGACGAAGAAUAAGUGUUGGUUGUCGGAAAAAAGUGAAAAUACACUAUAAAAGAAAAAGCAAUCGCGAGAGAGAAGGAGAAAUAUCCAGUGACACAAUUCUAUCCGGAGAAACCCUUUGACCUCAAGUCGCGUACUAUAGAUUCCUCAACUAUACUGAUAUCAAAACAGGAUUUCGAAAUCCAAGUGUGAAGAAAUAUCCAACCUCGCCAGUGGAAAAAAUAAAAUCAGUGAUAUCCAGUAGCCGAACCUGUGUUUGUGUGUGUGCAUGCGUAUGUGCGUAUGCGUUCGUGCACCAUCAGUGGUGGUUCAGAUCUCGACCGACAUUACAACAUAGCUUGUUGUGGAACACCAAUUUUCGUAAUCCUCACCCGAGCGAGAGAAACUCCGCGCGCAUAGGACACACUGUCGUCGAAGGACGGAGAGCUUUCAGCCCCCUGUGCCCCGCGCGUACGCCACCUUACACACAUACCGCACGCCACGUGGACCCCUCCGGGCCCUAACUCCCGGACCUAACGGACACUUUGCCCAGUGCCAGUGUGUGUGUCUCGAGAAGCGGUAUCCUGCCAACCACCGGGAAUCGCAGAUUUCAAUAAGAUCUCACGACCUGGAUGCCGCAGCAGUCAUCUUUUGAGACUAUCGGCGGAUCAAUAAAGCUUCAACAUCAUCGCCCGGAGUAUAAUGUCCACUGGUGAACCGGACUCAGCCGGAUCCCAUGGACUAGGACUUGCAGUUGCACUAGGCGGGGGCUCCUCGACCACCUCAUCAACCACCGGCUCGUCACUCUCCAUUAUGGAGCCCCCCGCGAGUAUCAUCAUGAAAGCCAAGGAAGAGCCGGAUUGUGAUAUGGAACGGAACAUAGACUCCAGCAUGGACAGCAGCGCCUUGGCAACGUGUCUUUCGACGACGAUCUCGGCCCUAAGAGCUAGUCACAAUGCCAGUCUCAGCGAGGCCAACCGUGGCAACAGCGUUGACGAUAACCUCUCGGACAAUUCGGAACCAACGAACGAUCAACGAUCCGCAGCAGCAGCCCAACUCCUAGAGAGUCUCAAGAACAACCUCAACAACAACAACAACUCGAGUGCAAUUAACAACAACAACCUGCUACAUGCGAACAACAAUAACAACAAUAAUAACAACAAUGGCAACCGGAAACUGUUCGAAUGCGAUGUGUGCAAUAUGAAGUUCUCCAAUGGCGCUAACAUGCGUCGGCACAAGAUGCGCCACACCGGAGUAAAACCCUACGAAUGUCGCGUCUGUCAGAAGCGAUUCUUCCGCAAGGACCACCUGGCGGAGCACUUUACCACUCACACCAAAACACUGCCCUACCAUUGUCCGAUCUGCAAUCGAGGUUUCCAAAGACAGAUAGCCAUGCGCGCACAUUUCCAAAACGAGCACGUUGGACAGCACGACCUCGUCAAAACCUGCCCUCUUUGUAGCUACCGAGCGGGAACAAUGAAAUCCCUACGGGUACACUUCUUCAACAGGCACGGCAUCGAUCUGGACAACCCCGGCCCAGGAACUCCAUCAUCCCUACUGCUAGCCCUAGAUCAGCAUAAUCCAGCCAAUCUCUUGCCGGCUUUGGCCGCCAUGAACGCCGUCAACGCGUUCAGCGAUUCCGGCGACUCUAUGCGUUCGGUAGACAAUGCGACACCCCCAAUGCACUUCCUCACGCCGCACGUGGAAAUCUCGAUGGCGGACAACAACGAAGUGGCCCUGAAUUGCAGUCGGGACGCUUUGAACGGUACGGGUCACGGCAACAGCACCAACAACGAACCGAGCAGCGCUCGGGACAACGGAAGCGAUCGCAGCGGCAGCAACGACCGAAGCACUCCGACCCCAUCGAUUUCCUCCGGCUUGGACAUCAAAGCCAUCGUGCGGCCCCCGAAUGGCGGCUCGCCCUCGUCACCGCAUUCGGCCGACUCCAACGCACCCUCCAGUUCCCACUUGUCCUCCAUGCUUCCAUCUCAAGUACAAAGCUCAAGGCACAUUAUUUUUGAUAACUCUAUUACCCCGUCAAUCAGCCUGAUUCCGAUCAAACAGGAACCCACGACAAACGAUGAGUACAAUGAAACCAAACCACGAAGUAAUAGCACUUCGGAAAAUCCGACCUCCAACAUUAGCAAUUCGAGUGAGAGUGUGACACCGUCCUCCAGCCUUACGUCGCUGAUCAAGGUGUCCCCACUCAAGUCGCUCCUCCGCGAGGAUCUCAAACGGCGAAUCUCAGCCCGGGCCACGAGCCGUGCCAACCGCAACGGGUUGCUUACCUCACCGAACCCGGCCAGCAGUCCGAUCCCGAACAGCUGCAACAACGCUACCUCCUCACCGGCCCCGGAGUGUGGCACUUCGUCGAGCAGCUCCAGCAGCAGCAGUAGUAGCAGCAGCAGCAGUAGCAGCAGUGGCAUCGGCACCAGCGUCAACGGUACCUCCAGCAGCAGCAGCUGCAGUAUCAGCAACAGCGCUACGGCCGUCGCAGUGGCAACUACCUCAAACGGGACGAUCACGUCCACAGGGCCGGAAACCGACAUGCUCCUGUCCGGGGGACCCAAGUCCAAACGACAUCUGCAGUGUCUCUUCUGCGGCAUCGAGUUCCCCGACCAGACGCUGUACUUCCUCCACAAGGGCUGCCACAGCGAGAGCAACCCGUGGAAGUGCAAUAUCUGCGGUGAACAGAUGUGCAACGUCUACGAGUUCAACUCCCAUCUGCUCAGCAAGAGCCAUCAAUGAUGUUAGGCGAGGGAAAGGGAAACAUUUUGCUGGUAAUGUUUCUCUUUUUCUGAUCGCUUAACUCCUUCAGAAAUCAAACACACUCAACAAAAAAAUCCAUGCAAAAUGAGAAGAACACUCACACACCAAGAACCGAACAAACGAACAAUAGCGAUUUUCUCACACUUUUCUAUAUGGGUUGGACUGAAUCUCUUUUCUCCUCACCCGGAAGCGAAUAUUCUUUUUUGUGUUUAGAGUACAAUACAGAUGAUUCUUUCAGUUUCCUUAACCAAAUCAACAGUGGUGAACAGACUCAAGACAGGGAUUAACACAGUGAUGUAAAGUAGUCGUAACUGACUUUAAAGUGUUUGUUAGGAUUCACCUCAUUUCCGGACGUUUAUGCUUCUAACGGACUAUGUUGCUUCAAAAAUCUUUUAUCAAUCAGCUUUGCUUUACUCUCCUAUCCUAAAAGAAAAUCACGCAAAACCUUCGAGGAGAAAAGGUAAAAUCUAUUAAAAUACAAAACAACAGAGAUAAAAGUAUAUUUAUUGUCCGUCCAAUAGAGUUAAAUCAUGAAGAAAUCGAGAGAGAGAGCAAGAAAACGUAGAAGCAAAACACACUCACAAGAAACACAACAAAUAGCCAAAGGUAGAAACAAAAAAAAGUAACGAAAGAUUGAACAAAUCAAAAUGGCGGGAGAUGAAAAGAGGUAGCGUUUGCUCGCGGCCGGUUACGCGUGAACGGUUUCCGCCCUUGUGCACCACAUUUGGCUUUGCCUCCCUGUUGGCCAUUUGGCCCCUUUGUGAAGAGUGCGGCGUGUGUUAGUAUCGCGAGGAUCGGCACAAUUAAAAGAAGAAGAAAAUCAACGACCAAAAAACGGAGAUCAUAAAGUAUCUCAAAUAGACGUCUGUUCAGGAAUUGUAAUUUUGUUCAUAGAUUAGAUCUUGAUAGUUAAAACUAAACUUGUAGGGAUGGUUGACAGUAAAUAUAUACAAACACAAACACAUAAAACUUACAACAGCAACAAAAGUAACACACAAACACUGUAGCAAUAACGAAUGGCCGGUAGGAAAGCAAUACCAGCGGGCCGAAAUGUGGAUGACAACGAAUAACUGGAAAAAAGGAGGGAACCAAGCGAAUGAUGAUGGGCAAAUGUGUUGAAGGAUUAGACCGAGGUUUAGACACAAGGAUUAUUUGAUAUUUCUUAAAAAAUUUGGUCUUCAAAAGAAAUCUAAGGGUCGAUUUCUUCACCCUUGCUUAGACCUUAAACCUAAUUUAACUAUAUGGGUAAGCGUGGUUUACGGCUUAAGCGAAGGUGAAGAAAUCGGCCCUAAGUAAAAUAAUGAAUGUAGUAUUUUUAAAUACAGAUUUUAACGAGUCAUUAUGACCGCACCACGCGAACUCUUUUUUGGUGGGGACCAAACUAGCUGACAUUUGGCUUAUGUCGUCUGAGAGCUGAUCGAUUCUAUAUAGAUUCGUUGUCAAGCAUUCAGUUUACUUAUUUGACCUUUACCAGAAAGUGAGUACGCUUGUGGUAGUCAUUAGCGAUCGUUGAAAAGCUGGAUAAUCUGCAGUCUCCAGAGCUGAUAGUCAUUGUUGAGAUAUUAUUUACAAUCGGUCUUUGAGAUUCUGUGAAUAUCUUGAAAAUGGAAUUUUCAACAACAUAUAACAACAUAUAACAAACCAGAUUUUCUGGUAGGAAUCAAACCAACUGACGUUUGUGUUUGGUUUGCACUAUGUGUUACAUCGAUUUAUAUGUGCUUUUAGUUAGAUCCUCUCCUGACAAUGUGUAAGCUUUUCUAUAGAAUCGUUUUAUCUUGUUAUUGAUUGCACCAAAAUGCAAAUCAGCAACCAUAACUGAAAAAUGUUAAAAGUAAUAUAUGCACAAGUAUUUUUCCCUCCCUGCGUUCCGUAAUCAGUUUUCAUUUGGAAAACGAUUUUCGUAACGUUGAUAACGCUUGCUGUACGAAGUAAACUGAACUGUUACUUUGCCUUGCGAUAAGGCAUCAAAUAAAAAUAGAUUAGCUUUCUAUUCUUCAGGACUUCAUGAAAGAUAUUUCCAGAAGCAGGUGGAAACGAUAGGAGGUAUUUCCCUGAUUGGACGCCAUUUAUCAAGUUUACUCAUGACUAAUGUUUUCAAGUAACUCUGUUAAAUUCGCCGCUUGUCACAGCAUUUCUAAUUCAUAAAAGAGUAGAAGAAGUUUAUGACACUAAAAAACUUUUCUACUAACAUCUAGGGCACCUACUCAAAUUUGGCGCCAAGACCAAAAAGUAGGAAGUAUCAAUCCCAGAAUCAAAACCCAUUCCCUUAGAACACGCAUUGAUGCUCAUCACCGUCCGCUUGGAUCGCCUUGAAUUUCCAGUUUUCGCCCCCGGAGACGGUUUACGUGACUGUACCGCGUGCGCGUGACAUUUUUCUGUUCAUAACUAGGAUAAGAAGUAGGUUUUAAGUUGUUUUUUUUUGCUUUUGAUUUGCGUUUUUUUUUUCUGUACAGAACCCCAAUAAAUUAAGGAGUCGAAUUCUGAUGGUGCAACGAUAGAUGGGAUUUGAAGGUUGUAAUACAAUCACUGGACAGUCAUGCCAAGUGACAACCCGACAGAAUCCAUGUUCAUUAAGUUUGAUAGAUUUUCGCGUUUUUUUUUCUUUUGUUAGAUUGUGUACAGUUUAUAGGUUGAAGAUUUUUGUUUUUAGUUGAAAGAGUUACAUUUGCAUAGACUUUGUUUUGUUAGGUUAAAGUUUUCGUCGUAAAAGUUUAUUGGACAAAAAACAGAGUAAGGCGAAAUGGAACUAAUGAAACCAUUACAAGGAUAUAGCUAUAUUUAUACAAAUCUUCUUGUUAUUGUUAUUGAGAGGAAUCAUGGAUUGAUUAUUACAUCUUAAAUAGAAACGAAGCUUGAAGACAGCUGCCAGUUGACAGAAGCAAAGGGGAUGUUAUAUUCUUUAUUCUGGUUAGGAUUAGGAUCCUUUAACUUUGUAGCCGUAUGAGUAGACACAGACAGGACAAGAAAUGGUACUUAAAUAUUUCGAAAACCUACGGAAAACCAAUAGUUCAAAUAGUGAAAACAAUAUAUCAAAAAGCACCACCACCACCAACAAUGCCCACUGCAUAGAGUUGACUAUAGAAAAAGCCUCACUAACACUUCCACAUCAAUGAAUAUUUGCUGGACCAAACGUUGCUCAUAAUCACCGUUUCACUGUACCAAAAAUCAAAAAACAAAACAAAUAGCCUAACUUAGAAAUCCUAUUUACUUUACAAAACUUUAACUCAAGUCAUUGAAACGGGAUAAGCAGUUUUAGGAAACAAGUUUUACCACACAACCACAAACAUACCCCCUUCCAUUCGGAAACGAUCCAACACAAACACUACGAAAUCGAUGGUACCUAAAUCGCAGAGAAACAAGUCAAAAAUGUUCAAAACAAAUGAACUAAAUUUUAUAUAGAUGUUUCUUUUACUCAAAGAGAUGAUAAUCGAAGCAAAAUUUUAGAAAGUAACAUUAUUUCAUUCAAUUUCGAGAAUUUCAAAAACUUGUUCAAAAUUCACUUUUAACACAAAAUUAAUCAAAAUCAAAUAUUCAAAAUUUUCAUAGUAUGAGAACUAACAUAAAGCAUAAAGUUUACUCUUUCUCUUAAAGCUUUCUAGCUAUUGUAUGAAACGUUCGUUAAACGAAUGAAAUGUGAAAUAAAUUUCGAUUCUGCACAAAAAUAUGAUCUAAUCAAGCUACAGGCGAAACACACUAAAAAUUUACACGGCUAAGCAAAAAUCUAUUGGCAUCUCUAUUAGGAAAAUUACUAUCGUUUCCAUUCUAGUUCUCUCAUCAGAAGAAAAGAUUGGUGAAAUGUGUAAAUAUUGUUCCCUAACAAAGAAACAAAAACCGGAUAGCAGCUAAAAUUUCCCCAGGAAACACAAAAACCCCCUUUAGAAUGAUGUUACAAAGAACGGUGCCUUCCCUGAUGCGGAUGAAAAAUGAAACGAGAGAAAUGAGAAGAUGGCAAGAAUACAAUUCAAGGGCAUACGUGAAACAAGUGCAAGUCUCGUCACCUGCUUCGCUUCUUGGGCAGGAGGAAUCGACAAGGACAUACAGUUGAACACAAAUACACACAGAAACACACAAAGUAGUAGAGUCAGGAAACCAAAAAGAAGAUAACAAAACGCAAGAGUCGGAUGGAACCGGGUUCAAGACAUAAACCAAGAAUGAUCGACAGGAUAGUUCAUAGGAAAUAGGAAGCAACCAAGCACUAGAGAGCAGUUAAGCAGAUUAGCGGGAAAACUAGCAAAGCAAACAUAAAACAGUAGAUAGACACAAAUAUAUUUUCAAAUAAAGAAGUUAAAACAAAGUGCAAGCAAAAAAAAAUGAAGCAAAUUUUUAAAACAAGGGGAAAUAGUGAAAUAAAAUAGCUUACACACCGUAAACAAGAAAACCCAACAUUAAAGCAACAGGCCUUAUAACCUAGUGGAAACAGGAACGCGAGAGGGAUGGCAAAAGAAGCGAAGAAGCAGAUAAACGGAGACAAAGCGGAAGGAAACCAAAACAAGCAAAAAAAAGUUUCAGAAGAAAACAAAACUGAAAGAUAAGAUAAUUAUAGGACAAGCAGAGUUAGAUUUUUUUUAUAUUGACGUAGCAUGCAAAGAGAACUUAUAAAUUAAAAACAAAGUAAGCGAUAAUUAUUAUUAUACAAAGAAUUAGAGAAAAAGGAAGUUUAAACAUAUUGAACAAAAAGUAGUUUUAUCGACUUGUAAGCUAACGUUUAAAUUAAACCACAACCACACAUCUUACUCUUGCUGCAAGAAGAGAGAGGGUAAAUGCGAGAGAAUGAAUGCAAGCGAGCGAAAGAGAGUGAGUGAGCGAGAAAGUUGAAAAGAGAAACAUGUUAAAAGAUUAUGUUAAGCUGCAGGCAAACAAAAUACACUGAGAAAGAAUUGCGAUUUAUUAAAACAUUCCGUCUACAUGUGAUUUUUAGAACUAUAGUUGGAUUGAACAAAGCAAAACAAAAAAAAAGUACUGCGACGAAAGAGUAACGCAAGCACACAGUUAUAGCAGUAAGCGAUUAUUAGUGAAAUUGAAAACGUUUUUUUUUUCGUGUCUGACGGUCGUUAUAUAUGUAUAAACAUAGGUUGUAUUUUUUGCGUCUGCUAGAGGUUUAUUUUUUGGCAAAAAGUUAUUUUCUCUUACACCCAAACAGCCCCCACAGAAAGAUAUUUUAAGUGCGUUCUAGCGGUUAAGUGUUAUCCAGUAGUAAAUGGAUGUGACUCCACUUUGUUUUUGAUUUUUAACAGAAUCGAGUUCGGUUUCGUACAGCCCUCCGUAGAAAUAGUUAAUUAGUAGAAAGAUAAAUAAAAAAUAAAACACGAAACAAGGGACGACAGUAGAAGAAAUCGAUACCAAGCAAGUAUGUACUUUCCCAAGCAAGGCUCAUUCGUCUGAUUGUUUGUUGAUUCAAGUCGUGAAAAGAAAACUGCAACAGAAGCGCUCUUAUUAAUCUAAAUUAGUUAGCAAAAAUGUAUUAUUGUACGUAAUUAGUUCUAAAUUUUGUUUGUUUUCGGAUUUUGUUAGCGUCUAGUUAUUUUUUUUUUUGGCAAAAGUAAAUGAAACGUUUUGAUAUUCUUUGUUAUAUACUCAUUUGGAAAGCUGAAAAUACUAAAAAAAAAUCACAUUACAUGAACAAAAUUUUUCACGGUCAUCUUUACGUGGUCGACUUAUGAUUAAACUAAAUGCUAAGAAAUGUAAGACAAAAAAACACACAACACAUUCAAAAUUUGA